AAAUAUAAUCACAGCGUUCUCCAAUAAGGUUCUCGACUACUGUUAAUUCGAUUACACUAAAAAAACUAACAAGAUGUUGAGGUUUUUUAUAUUUUUUUCAAUUUAUCUAGCGACGUAUGCGGCCAACGCAGAACAUACUGUACUCGGAAAUGACGCUAAGCCAGUCAGGCCGAGUGGGAUUCAAAAUACCAAAAACGUGGCUGGUAAGAACGACGUAGUUGGCGAUUUAAAAAUGAAUAACGACCUUGGAAACAUGCAGACUACAGCCAGAGCUUUGGGAACGACCGUGAAGCGGUAUGAUAAUUCGGCGACAGGUAAUUUUCAAACUGUUCCACAACAAAACAAUAGAGCGUCCAACAGUAACACCAUACGAAAACGCCGAAACAGUCGUAGGAACAACCUCAACGCCAAUAGGAGGAAUUCGCCAUUAUACGGGUCAACAUCGUCUCCACCAUCACCAUCUUCUAGCAGUAGCGACAGCAAUAACUACUGGGAUGGUUCUUCGUUGAAUCCAAACAUAACUUUUGGACUCACAUUUAACGGCAAAAAAAUUCCAAUAAAUGUAGUAAGAAAGCCAUUAAAUGCAGCUGAUAUUGAUGGUAGUAGGAAAACAUCUGGUUUUUUGUUUAAUCCAAAAAUAACAUUUAAUAAUGACGGACUUACGGUUGAUGGCAAAAAAAUUCCACUAGAUUCACUAGGAAAUCCAUUAAAUGCAGCUCAUAUUAACGAUAACGGGAAAAAAUCAGUUGAUUUGUCGACAGGCAUCAAUGUAGCUCUAUAUGAUGAUGGCAGAGUGGUGGGCAUCGGCAAAAAAAAUCCAUCGGACAUUGGAAGUUCAGGUAUAGCUAUUAAAAAUGGUGUAGUAAUGAUACAUGGCAAAACAUUUCAAGGAUCAUCUGUAAACUAUAAUGAUGUGGAUGGAUACAUGGUCGAUGGAAAAAAAGUAGAUGUAUUUGAAAAUGCAAAUUCAUCUAACAAGGAUAAUUCGUUUAAUCCAGCAAACAAUAUACAAAAUACUAAAUAAAAAAGGUGGAAUAGACCAAAACCACCGCAAUUCAAAAAUCAAUUGGAAAUUUUAAUAACAAUGGAAUAACGAGUCACUAUUUUGAAGCAUUUUACGUUGUGUAUUUUACCUACAUACAUGUAUUAUAACAAAUCAGUAUAAUGCAACAUAAGAAUAUAUUAUUUCAAAUGAAUUACGACGAAAAUAUAAUUAUAAUGUUCCAUUUUCA
Molecule: messenger RNA, 1232 nt
Organism: Adelges cooleyi (spruce gall adelgid)
Lineage: Eukaryota; Metazoa; Arthropoda; Insecta; Hemiptera; Adelgidae
Exons: 9
Coding region: 74-1024 (316 amino acids)
Source: RefSeq, a predicted model, not a curated record